This is a messenger RNA of Achroia grisella, 2294 nucleotides long. It is a transcript of the gene Mrm2, whose product is annotated as rRNA methyltransferase 2, mitochondrial. NCBI's taxonomy places the organism in Eukaryota, Metazoa, Arthropoda, Insecta, Lepidoptera, Pyralidae. Gene Ontology annotation, biological process: RNA methylation. The coding region runs from base 291 to 1040 and encodes 249 amino acids. Gene Ontology annotation, molecular function: rRNA (uridine-2'-O-ribose)-methyltransferase activity. The record is from RefSeq and is a predicted model, not a curated record. The transcript has 4 exons. Gene Ontology annotation, cellular component: mitochondrion.
UUUAUUAAUAUAGUUAUUGGUGUUAUUUAUUUGUUACUCAAAAUAUAAUUUAUCAUGUUACAGUAUACUGGAAAAAAAAUAUAAAAAUAACUUCAUACUAAAAUCUAAAAGAAAUUUUAAAUAUACACAUAUUAUGUAUAGUAAAAUUGUAAAUAUAAUAAAACAGUAAUCAAAAAAGAAAAUUGAAACUUAGGACGGAAAUUGAAGAUCUUAAUCUUAUCAAUUUUUAAAUAUUUUUUUCUGGCUGUGGUGCAAAAUGAUAUUCAAUUGAAGCAUAAUAAAGAUAAACCAUGUUAUCACUGCGAAAGGUGCAUCUGGAAUCUCUAAACUACACAAGAAUGUGUUUUGUGGUCAAUUGCCUCAAAAAACUGAAAAGUUCUCAGCAGUGGUUAAGUCGCCAAAAAGCAGAUCCAUAUGUAGAAAAAGCAAAAAUUUAUAACUACAGAUGUCGCAGUGCAUUCAAACUAUUAGAGAUGAAUGAAAAAACCAAUAUUUUGACUCCUGGUAUGUUUGUUAUUGAUCUUGGAGCAUCGCCUGGCUCCUGGACACAAGUUGCAGUUCAAAAAACAAAUGCAGAUGGUAUUGAUAAAAAGAAGCCGAAAGGAAUGGUUAUUUCUAUUGACAAACUACAGACAUUCCCCAUUGAGGGUGCAACUAUAAUGAACAACAUAGAUUUUUCUACAAUUGAGGCUCAUGAUAAAGUGAUUGAUGUUCUUGGUGGCAAAAAAGUUGAUUUGGUGUUAUCCGACAUGGCUCCCAGUGCCACUGGUGUAAAAGAGUUAGACAAAGAUAAAAUAAUUGGACUCUGUUACAUGGCUAUUAGAUUUGCUGCACUUGUGACAAAAAUAGAUGGAAACCUUUUAUUUAAAGUAUGGGAUGGAAAAGAAGUUCCUAUAUUAGAAAUGGACUUAGAAAGAUUUUAUAAAAAUAUCAAAAUUUUAAAACCAAAAGCAAGUAGGUCUGAUUCUUCUGAAAAAUAUAUACUUGCUAGAGGUUUUAGAGGCAUUCAAAGGCCGUUAGAAAAAGGAAGGUGGGGAUAAAAACAAUUUUUUAUGCUACUUGUUUUAAAUUUAUAAUUAAUCACAUGUCUUCCAGUUUAAAUAAAGGUGUAUAUGUAAAUUGCAUCAUUAUUAGCAUCUUAUAAAUUAAUAUACACUAGUGCCAUCAACCAUCUUGUCAUUAAAUUAUAAUUAGAAUGAAACAAUAUAUAUAUUGUUUCAUUCUAAUUAUAAUUUAAUUUGUACUUUUGUAAGAAAUAAAGAAACAUAUUCUGUAAAAUAUAAUAUAUUCUUAUUUUGGCAAUCAUAAUAUCUUGUAGUAAGUACUAAGUGAAGAUUGAUAAAUAACUCUUAAAUUAGUUUUUCAUGUGUUCUAGUAUCUAUGCUGCAUCACAUCGACAGAUAGAUGUGGUUUUGGUUAAUGUGAUCCCCACUUCUGUUACCUAGUCAAGUGCACAAAUAUUUUCUAUAUAUUAUUUAUUUUGACACAGAGGUCACGUCCGGGUCCCUGGCCCCUCUAUCUUCUCAUUGGGAUUUCUACCCUAUAUCAUCCACAAAAAGUACCACAAACAAAUCAAGAGGUAUGAAGAGAUUGUUACAUAAACUGUUGACCCUCUGUUGAUUUGUUUGUUGCUUACAAAUUACUGAGGUGAUCAUUAUUUCACCUACUUGCAAGAACUGAAUACUUAAAUGUUUGUUUUAAAUAUUAUAUAAGUAAUUAAAUUGAAUUACUAUAUAAGUAAAAGAUAAAUUAAACUACAAGUGAUAACAGCAUACUUAUUUUAUUAUGUACAUAAUUUAAAUUCCUUUGUACUAUUAACGAAACAUUAUUGUUAUUUAUAUUUUAAAAAACCAAAGUAUAUUACAAUACGCCUUGGCUAAGCGUUUAAAGCACUAAAUAUAUGGACGUGACAAUCAUAAAAUAAUGUAUAUGAUUUCUUUUGUUAUUUUGUAUAAUAAAAACUCACUAAACGCUAUUGGCACUAAAAGCCACUAAAUUAUAAUAAAAUGCUUGUAGCCACCUUAGCUUAUCAAUACAGCAAAUUAAAAGGCAUAAUGUUAAUCCAAUAGCGUAUUAUUAUGGACAAUAUUUUUUUAUAAUAUAUGAAAAAUCUUGUCAUGUUCACAAUUUCAAUUGAUUUUACAGAUUCAUAUUUAUAAGUAAUUUAAAAAUAUUCAUAGCUGUUUAAUACCUAAUCUAAAUACAUAAUUAUGUAGCCUGUUUAAAUGACACAAUCAACGAAUAUAAUGUAAUGUAAUGUACAAAUUAUCGAUAAUAAUAUAAAAAUAUGUCCA